CAAGACGUAUGUCUGCGCUACCGUCGACAUGUUUUCACGAUUGUCACCCUCGCUAUUGGUCUCAUUUCUGUUGCACUUGGGCAUCAUGUCCGCUCAGCAGAACCGGAUUCGGACAUUUCCAGAUUGCGUGAACGGUCCACUUGCGUCCCAUGCGAUAUGUGAUAUCUCGAGGUCGCCCCCAGAAAGAGCUGCUGCUCUUGUGGCUUUGAUGGAACCCGAAGAAAAGCUCGAGAAUCUGAUCAGUCAGUCCAAUGGAUCCACGCGACUCGAAUUACCUUUCUACAACUGGUGGAACGAGGCAUUAUACGGUGUAGCCUACGCACCUGGUAUCCGUUUUGCGGAUUCGGGCCCCUUCAGCAGCGCUACAUCCUUCCCCGUGCCCGUUCUGUUGGCUGCCAGCUUUGAUGAUGACCUCAUAGAAGAUGUCGGGACAAUCAUCGGAACGGAAGCCCGCGCGUGGGGAAAUGCCGGGUACUCAGGUGUCGACUUCUGGACCCCAAACGUCAACCCUUUCAAGGAUCCCCGGUGGGGACGUGGCUCGGAGACCCCGGGCGAGGAUGUGCUGCGCGUCAAGCGCUACGCGGAACGUAUUCUUCGAGGUCUCGAGGGCACCGAAGAAGAGAGACGCAUCAUUGCAACUUGCAAGCACUAUGCUGGCAAUGACUUUGAAGACUGGAACGGGACCACGAGACAUGACUUCAACGCCAUUAUCUCCCCUCAAGACAUGGCUGAGUACUAUCUGGCACCUUUCCAGACUUGUGCUCGUGAUGCCAAGUGUGGUAGUCUCAUGUGCGCCUACAAUGCGGUCAAUGGUGUCCCCUCGUGUGCCAGCUCAUACUUACUCGAGGACAUCCUGCGCGAGCAUUGGGGCUGGACAGAGCACAACAACUAUGUCACCAGCGAUUGCGAAGCCGUUCUCGAUGUUUUUGCGAAUCAUAAGUAUGCAGAGACUAAUGCGGAGGGCACAGUUCUCUGCUUCAAGGCGGGAAUGGAUACAUCAUGCGAAUACACAUCCUCUUCUGAUAUUCCUGGUGCCUGGAGCCAAGGUCUCCUCGAUGAGGACACUGUGGACCGCGCUCUCGGUCGCUUGUAUGAGGGUCUCAUCCGAGCAGGGUACUUUGAUGGCAAGGCGUCGAUGUGGUCCGACCUGUCAUGGGAGGAUGUCAACACACCCCGCGCGCAAGAACUCGCGCUCCAAGCAGCAACCGAGGGAAUUGUGUUGCUCAAAAACGACGGCACGCUUCCCCUCAACCUUGAACAAGAUACGACAGUUGCUAUGAUUGGUUUCUGGGCUGAAGAUGCGUCCAAGUUGCAAGGGGGCUACAACGGCCGCGCCCCAUUCCUCAACUCGCCUGUUGAUGCCGCGCGCGAGAUGGGACUCAACAUCAACGUGGCUGGCGGCCCCAUUCUGGAGGACGUGAGCGCACCUGACAACUGGACAGUGUCAGCUCUUGACGCAACUGAAGACGCUGAUUACAUCGUGUACUUUGGCGGUUUCGACACAUCUCUCGCUGGCGAAACCCUUGAUCGCACUCACCUUGACUGGGCCCCCGCUCAAGCUGCUCUCAUCAGAGACCUUGGAGCUCUUGGGAAACCUCUCAUCAUUGUUCAGCUUGGAGACCAGUUAGAUGAUUCCGAGUUUUUGGAUGCCGACUGGGUGAGCAGCAUAUUUUGGGCAUCAUGGCCCGGACAAGAUGGUGGGACUGCUAUUAUGAACCUCAUCACCGGAGAAGCCAGCCCUGCCGGUCGACUUCUCGUCACGAUGUUCCCAUCCAACUACACCGACAUUAUCCCAAUGACCGACAUGAGCCUUCGCCCAACAAAUGGUUUGCCCGGGCGCACAUACCGCUGGUAUCCGACCCCUGUGAGGCCCUUUGGCUAUGGUCUGCACUAUACUGAGUUUGACGCUUCUUUUGUGUCGUUGUGCAACUCGACUCUUGACAUUCAGUCACUGGUCUUUGGUUGCGACGACGAGCAUCUCGACAUGUGUCCACUUCCAUCCAUCCCCAUACGCGUGACAAACAGCGGCGAGCGGACCUCUGACUUUGUUGCGCUCAUGUAUGUUAAGUCUGAGAACGGGCCCGAGCCGCAUCCAAUCAAGACGCUGUCAGCAUACAGUCGACUGCAGGAGAUCAAGGCGGGUGAGACAAGACGGGCGCGCCUUGGUUGGAAGCUCGCCAAUCUUGCUCGUGUGGAUGAGCAGGGUAACACUGUGCUAUAUCCAGGAACCUACACUCUUAUGCUUGACGAACCGGCACAGGCUAGCAUUGAAAUCAAACUCACUGGUGAGGAGGCCAUUUUGGACGACUGGCCGGCGGACCCUGGA
Molecule: messenger RNA, 2326 nt
Organism: Emericellopsis atlantica
Lineage: Eukaryota; Fungi; Ascomycota; Sordariomycetes; Hypocreales; Bionectriaceae
Product: glycoside hydrolase superfamily
Exons: 2
Biological process (GO): xylan catabolic process; arabinan catabolic process
Cellular component (GO): plant-type cell wall
Molecular function (GO): alpha-L-arabinofuranosidase activity; xylan 1,4-beta-xylosidase activity
Source: RefSeq, a predicted model, not a curated record